This is a messenger RNA of Striga hermonthica, 951 nucleotides long. The record is from the annotation of a GenBank genome assembly. Lineage: Eukaryota; Viridiplantae; Streptophyta; Magnoliopsida; Lamiales; Orobanchaceae.
AUGGAAAGAGGAAGAGGCAGGGGAGGAAUGGUUGGACUGCUGUUGGUGCAGGCGCUUAGCGAAUACUACCGACUGGAGAGAAGGCCGCCCGUCACGGCGGGCCUCAUUGCAGCUAAUACUCUCAUUUACUUGCGCCCCAAAUUCUUGGACCCAAUUCUCCCAACACUCAAUCAAGUCUGGUUCAAUCCCCAUCUCAUUCUCAAGCACAAGGACCUAAAGCGAUUCCUUUUAUCGGCAUUCUACCACAUUGGUGAGCCCCACCUGGUGUACAACAUGUUGUCAUUGUUGUGGAAGGGAAUACAGUUGGAGAGUGCAAUGGGGGGCCUUGAGUACGCAUCAAUGGUUGCAGCCCUAGUCGGUAUGUCUCAGGGGACCACUUUGUUGCUGGCCAAAGGCCUGCUGCUCUUUGACUACAAGAAGUCGUACUACAACGAAUAUUCUGUGGGAUUCUCAGGUGUUCUUUUUGCUAUGAAAGUAGUACUCUAUUCCCAGUCGGAUGACUACACAUACGUGCAAGGGCUUGUUGUCCCAGCACGUUAUGCUGCCUGGGCAGAACUUAUUCUAGUCCAAAUGUUAGUUCCCGGCGUUUCGUUUCUUGGGCACCUUGGAGGAGUGCUUGCUGGGUUGUUGUACGUGUAUCUAAAAGAUUCAUAUUCUGGCGCCAACCCUAUUAUGAAGGUAGUGCGGGGUCUGCUCGGUUGGCCUCCAAGAUUUGUGCGGUGGAUUUUGGGAGCUUCUGUUGGGAGGAGUGAGAGAGGAAGUGGUGUAUGGAGGUGCAGAGUGUGUACUUACGAUAAUGGAGGAUGGUUUAGUGCUUGUGAAAUGUGCGGUACGAGUCGUGAUGGCAGUGGUUCGUCAUCUGCAUUCUCUUAUAGUAGUUCUGAUGAUGAUACUGAAACUAUUUCCUUGGAAGAACUAAGAGAGAGGAGGGUCCAGAGAUUCGGGCGAUGA